Molecule: messenger RNA, 1325 nt
Organism: Ictalurus furcatus (blue catfish)
Lineage: Eukaryota; Metazoa; Chordata; Actinopteri; Siluriformes; Ictaluridae
Gene: myl6
Product: myosin, light chain 6, alkali, smooth muscle and non-muscle
Exons: 7
Coding region: 118-573 (151 amino acids)
Cellular component (GO): myosin II complex
Molecular function (GO): calcium ion binding; structural constituent of muscle
Source: RefSeq, a predicted model, not a curated record
CAGGUAUAAAAGCCCGCCGCCGUGUCGGCUGAGGAGAAGGCGCUCAGGGUUUGGUCUCACUGUGUUCCGGUUGUUUCUCCUCCCGCUGUCCCGCGUCACCUCUCCUCAUCUGUCACUAUGUCUGAAUUCUCGGAGGAUCAGAUUCUUGAGUUUAAGGAGGCCUUCCUGCUCUUUGACCGGACAGGAGAUGGGAAGAUCAGCUACAGUCAGUGUGGAGACGUGAUGCGAGCUCUGGGUCAGAACCCUGUCAAUGCCGAAGUUCUCAAAGUGCUGGGAAACCCCAAAGCUGAAGAGAUGAACAUGAAGAUGCUGGAUUUUGAGCAGUUCCUGCCCAUGCUCCAGGCCAUCGCUAAGAACAAGGACCAGGGCUCGUUUGAGGACUUUGUGGAGGGUCUGAGGGUGUUUGAUAAAGAGGGAAAUGGGACGGUGAUGGGUGCAGAGCUCCGCCAUGUCCUCACCACUCUGGGUGAGAAGAUGACGGAAGAGGAAGUAGAGACGCUGUUGGCGGGACAUGAGGAUGCAAAUGGCUGCAUUAAUUAUGAAGCCUUUGUGCGCCACAUCAUGGCCGGCUGAGUGUUUGAACUGGUCAGGAUGGUGAUGAGCGGUUGAAGAUUUCAGACGCAGUUUAUUUUAUUUCCUGUAUGUCAUUUUUUCCUAUUAUGCACACCCCCCCCCCCCCGUCUCUCCGUCUGUCCAUAGUUGUUUAUUAUUAUUAUUAUUAUUAUUAUUAUUAUUAUUAUUAUCAUCCUUUUUUUUUAUUAAGUGCCUUCAAUCUGUUUAUUUCGUCACCGUUCCUGAUGCAGGUGUGUGAGGAAGCACACUGUUGGUGUUUAAAGGUUUAAAUUCUGUGACUAUAUAAAACCGAGAGGUAGAUCUGCAUCUCGUGUUCAGAUCAGACCGGUGUGUGAGAGAAAACGCUUUCAAACACUGCAGCAAUACAGUAAAAAGUAGUUCUGGUUUUGUGGUAUCCCUACGCCAUCGGAGAGCACUGAUACUGAACGUAGUUCCGUCUCUGACAUGUCGCUUUAUUUAUACACGACACCUUUAGCUGAAGACUUCAUCACCAUGUGAAGAUCAAAACGUUCAUCUGCCUCUUCCACUCGGAGUGGGAGGAAAAGGUCACAGUAGUGGGUUAACACCUGCGUUAACACCUGUGAGCCUCCUGUAGUGUUGAGGUGUGUAGAGUGGAACGAGUCCCGCGUGUGUAAACCUGCAUGUGUUAAUUCACUGUGUUCUUAUUCACACUUCCAUCAGUAUUUCCUUUAUUACCUUCACCACUGUGUGUCAGAAUAUUCCACUGUAAAUUAAUAAAUACUGAACUUUCA